Molecule: messenger RNA, 2641 nt
Organism: Dicentrarchus labrax (European seabass)
Lineage: Eukaryota; Metazoa; Chordata; Actinopteri; Moronidae
Product: myosin-11-like
Exons: 12
Coding region: 203-1213 (336 amino acids)
Biological process (GO): spindle assembly; chromosome localization to nuclear envelope involved in homologous chromosome segregation; homologous chromosome pairing at meiosis
Cellular component (GO): chromosome, telomeric region; meiotic spindle pole; meiotic nuclear membrane microtubule tethering complex
Molecular function (GO): dynein complex binding
Source: RefSeq, a predicted model, not a curated record
CGGUUCCUGGUGUUGCUAUGGCGCCCAGAGCUUCAAUUUAACUACCAUAACCUCAUUAGUGUGGGUUUACUCGCUGGUAAGGCAUUUUUGUGGUCCAUUUUUAAAGCGGAUAUCGAUGUAAAACAUCAUAACAACAUGACGUUACAUUUUUGGUCGACUGGGUCGUCAUUGAAGAAGCAUCAGGGAGGAGUAAACCAGCAGGAUGGACAUCACAGAGGAAAAUAUGACACUGAAGGAGAUGCUUGAGAAAAUAGCUGAGCUGGAUUACGGUCAAAGCCAGCUGAGGGACCUGAAUGCUGAGAUGAGGCACUGGCUGGAUGUUGCAGAUGAUGAAAUAGCAACGCUGCGCUCGGAGAAUGCUGCUUUCAAAAAACAAGUCAAAGCCCAGGAGAAGAUCAUCAGUGAAGCCCAGCAGGUUGAAGCAGAGCCUUGCAGAUCCCUCCUGGCUGAUGAGCUCGAUGUAAAGACGUGCAGUGAAAAAAGGAUUCAGAAAUUGGAGAAGGAAUAUACCAUGAUAAAAGAAGAAAAUAAGAAACUAACUGCAGAGCUUAAGAGCCUCUGGCAAGAGAGAGAGCGGGACAAGACCACCUUGAACAAGUUCACAGUGGCUCUUCAAACCCUCGAGUGUGGAAUUGAAGAGGCUCAGUUAGGGCUGCAGCAUAGGGAUGAGGUUAUUCAUCAGAAAGACUUGCAGAUAAAGCACUCAAAGGAAACAGUAGAAGAGUGUUCCAACAUCAUGAAGGAUCUCAGGCUGACAAAUCAGGAGCUGAGGAAGCAGUUGGAGGACACAAAGGAUGAAGCCUCAUUUGCUGUUUUGAGUGACGUAAUAGGACAAAAGGAAGGAUCGCUCAGUCCCCUUCUGUCCUUCGCAGAGGAAAUUAAGCUGCUCGCCUCUUCAGCUGAAGUGAAAACCAGCAAGUCAAACUCCAAAGAUCUUAGACAUGAGGAAAAUGAGGCUGAGGAGCUGCUGGACCAUCAAAGUCUCACAGUAGACCUUCAGACCAAAAGGUGUGCAGGUAACUUGGAGACGGCCUUCCAGAGAGCAGGACUAUUGAUGCUGUUCCUCUUCGUUCUCACUGUUUUGGCCUUUGUGGCGUCAGGAAGCUGUGCAGGAAACUCAGGGUUUUUUUCCAUGAACACCUUGUGGAGCAGUGCACGCCUGAUGUUACAGCCCUACUGCACUGUGCAUUACGGCGCCCUACCUCCUAUUUGAUCUCUUAUAAAUAUGUUAACUCCCUUUAUCUGGCUGAUUGUGGGGUUUUUCUGUAGCUGAACAUGUUUUCCACUCGACAGAGCAUAAAGUUUUUAUCAUAAAUAUUUAAUUUCUUUGAAAAAUACCACAUGAAAUUUGCAGUGCAGUGCAUUUAUUAAGGAUUUGUGUAUCUGUAGCUGUCUGCUGUAGUCCAAAUGUCUGCUGUGAAAAAGGCUUAUUUAAAUCUUACAAACGUUUUCCUUGUGUUUUUAGAUUAAAUACUAGAAACAAUAUCAGUAAAAAUAUCAGUAAAAAUCCAAUAUAGCAGGUCUGACUAGGAAGAACAGAUCAUUUACUGUUUACAUGUUGUUUCUGACUUACUGUAAAUCAAACUCAACUUAUACCUAAUAUAUAUGACAAAUGUUUUGUUUACAUUGCUCAACCCAAUCUUUAUAUAACUUUUUUUAUUUUUUUUUUUAUUUUUUUUCUCUUGCCCACUACACAUCUGACUAAAAUUGCAUCAAAGUCAAUGAAGGAAAAUUAGUUCAAGUAUAUACUAACUUAACUCGGUCUUCAAACAACACUCACAUGCCCGUAUGUACACCGGAAAAGUUAUUUGCUGUAGUUGUUUCUCCUGUUGAACCACAGAAGAAAUAUUGUACUGAUUUGUUGUUAAUUAACUUUAGCUCAUUUUAAAGAAGAGAGUAGUUACAGCAACCAAUAACUCAUCACUGUACAUAUGGCCAUGUGAGUAUUGUCUUAAAAUGCACUUGAAUAAAUUCCCAUCCUUUAAGAUGAGUUGUUUUAAAUGAACAGAGUUUCCCCCCACUCUACCUUUACUCAUUAGGACCCUGAUGUUGAAAAGUGUGUAGUUGCACCAAAUUAGUAGUGACCACAAAAUAAAGCCCUUUAGCAGCCUCGACAAUCUCCACAAAUAGCUUAUACAGUCCAGUCUGCCAGUAAGACCAUCACUUAUUAUUAUAGUCUCUCCCAGUGUCGACAUUGUUCAUGUUGUAAAUUACAUUUUCACAUUUUGAAUUACAUGCACUAGUAGAAGUGCUUCCAUGCCUCUCUCCAGUCGCCCCACCCAGCUGAAGACGCUCCCUGGUGGUCUUGUCUGUGACUCCAGGAAAACACCUCCUCCCAGACGGAACAUCAUAAAGAGUGAGGGGGGCGGUGGUGGAUCAGAUAUAGGGCAGCGGGGAUGUGUGGACGGUCUGAAUCGAGGGAUAUUACUGUAUAGCUGCUGGCUGAUGAUUCAUUGUCUGUGCGUGUCUGCUGGAGUUGGAGCUCGUGGAUGUGGAUGCUGCGUUGAUGCCCGCUGACUGGAGCUGGUUGCUGAGAUGCUGCUGACAGGCCGAGUCCAAUCAAACACCCCCCUGUACCGUGGAUGGAGCCCGAAGCUCAACUAGCUGAAAGAGAAUCAAUCGGGGAAGAAAAAAAAAGAAA